UUCCCCUCCCUGGGGCCCGCGUGGGGGGCUGGGCUGGCUGGCGAACCUUCCAGAAGCAGUGCCGGCCUGGGAGGGGGCGGCGCCAGGGGAGCGCAGGUGCGGUGCGCAGACCACGAGGACUCUCGAUCGGACACCAACCCGGACAGACAGCCCGGGACUGACCGACCGACCCUCACCGACCGAGACGAGCUGACCGCAGACAGCCCAGCAUGGAGCCGGUGACCCUGCUGGCCUUCGUCCUGGCGGUGAGCCUGCCCCUGGGCCAGUCAGUGCUGUGCCACGUUUGUGAGUUAGAGAACGACUUCGGGUGCCUGAACCAACGCAACUGUACGGUUGGGGAGAGCAACUGCAUUAUUGUCGCCAUGAAGAUUUUCCCGCGUUUCUACAUCGUUUCCAAGCAGUGUGUCUCUGCUUGUCCCACGAUGGAGGUUGCCCUCAUCAUGACAACACCUACGCCAACCUGGUCGCUUUACAGAGCUGGGGCCAAGGUCUACACAUUACAGGAACCUACGCCCUUCAUCUUUAUACGGUGCUGCAACGAAGACCUUUGCAACGAGGAGGGUCCCAGCCCCAGCAUGGUUUCCACCUACCGAGAGCAGACCGGGAGGGCCAGCGAGGAGAGACAUCACCCCCUCCUGCCACCCACCCUCUGGGUGCUCACUGUGGCCACUGCCCAUGCCCACUGGGUUUGAUGGGAACCACAGAAGGGCCGGUGCUGGGCCUGGCCCACGAACUCCCUGACAACUGUUGGAACCUGCUGAUUAAAUUUGUUUUUCAUUGAUACCUCCAGGUCUGACUCUCCGGGGUCUGGGGGACAGGGAGGGGCUGAGUCUAGUGGCUGUCAGUCCCAGAACUUCUCAGCUUGAUCUGAGCAAGCCCUGUGCCUGGCACCACCUCUGAGAUUGGGCCUGGCAACACUUCAUUGGGAACCCCCUCCCCGGGUUGAUGGGGAGGAAGCACUUCGCCACCCAUGAAGGUGUGCUGGGUACUCCUGACCUUCUGGGACCUGGAGUCAGGGAGGGCUGAGCAGCGAGCAUGUCUCAGCUGCAGUAACAGAAUGCCUUAGGCUGGACAGAUACAAAUAUGAGUGCUCACAGACCCGGGGUGUGAGAAGUCUGAGAUGAGGGAACCGCCAUGUCCGCGCCUGGUGAGGAGUCUGAGAUCAGAGAAUCACCAAGUCAGCGCCUGGUGAGGGCCAGGCCCAGGAGCGGCCCUCCUGCAGGCCAGCAUGCAGCCGAGGCCCAGGGGCCCGGCUGCUCCCUCCAGCUUCCUUAACACAGCUGACACCUCCCAAAGAUAAAUGGAAAGCAACUGAA
Messenger RNA from Dipodomys ordii (Ord's kangaroo rat), 1316 nucleotides. RefSeq names its product lymphocyte antigen 6K-like. The transcript is spliced from 4 exons. Gene Ontology annotation, biological process: binding of sperm to zona pellucida. The record is from RefSeq and is a predicted model, not a curated record. Bases 210 to 692 code for a protein of 160 amino acids. NCBI's taxonomy places the organism in Eukaryota, Metazoa, Chordata, Mammalia, Rodentia, Heteromyidae. Gene Ontology annotation, cellular component: acrosomal vesicle.